CAUAUUGUUGUCCACAUAUAUUUUACUUGGACCACCUUGCAUUGCCUCCUCUGAGUUGGGGGCAUUUUCCUAGGUCAGAGGUGUGGACAGAGAAGAAGUUUGUUGCUGCAAUCCAAGCUGAUUUGCUACCAUCACUAGACUAUGGGAAAGUGAAGACUGUUGAUGUUGCGUAUGGGGAACGGAAUCCUAUGGUUGGAAGGGACUCAUGCCAACCGUUAGAAGUCCGCGUUGCAGAUGAGGUAUUGGAUAUGAUCAGGCCGUUGUAUGAGAGAAUGGAGAAGAAAUUGGAGAAGAAAAUUGAGAAGAUCUUUGAGAAGAACAUGGAGAAGGUAUUUGAGAAGUACAUGGAGAAGGAAUUGGAGAAGAAUUUGGAGAAUAUUUUAAAAGCAAGCAACCAUGUACCGACGUUUAAGGGUGUGCCGAAGGAAAGGUCUCUUGUUUGUAGGUCCCCUAAUCCUAGUCAUGUGGGCAGUUCUGGCUCAAGCUCAAUCAAGGAGCGAGAGUUGGACAAGGGGGAAUAUAUAAACUCUGUUUCUGAUACUUUUAAUAAGUUGGAUGACUUUGUUGCUGUUGGGAAUAUGUCAAUGAAGAUUUCAGAAGUGGUUGCGGGUGUGUCAUCGUCUCAUCGAAGGUGCUUUAUGAAUUUCUUGAUGAUGAUGAGGGGGGGAGUGGUGGAAAUGGGAAUGGGAUUGGGAAUAGAGCUGGUGGGAAUGAUAAUGAUGGGAAUGAGGGGAAUGGGACUGGGAAUGGAGCUGGUGGGAAUGAUAAUGAUGGGAAUGGGGGGGAUGGGACUGUGGGGAAAGCUGCUGCUGCUGAUGUGGGGGGGAAUGGGACUGAUGAUGGUGGGAAUGGGAAUGGGACUCAGACUGCAUUGCUAAAGGCUGGGGAUAACAUUGUCCUGGCCAGGAAGGAAAA
Messenger RNA from Chenopodium quinoa (quinoa), 915 nucleotides. RefSeq lists its product as uncharacterized. The transcript is spliced from 3 exons. The coding region runs from base 189 to 878 and encodes 229 amino acids. NCBI's taxonomy places the organism in Eukaryota, Viridiplantae, Streptophyta, Magnoliopsida, Caryophyllales, Amaranthaceae. The record is from RefSeq and is a predicted model, not a curated record.